This is a messenger RNA of Callorhinus ursinus (northern fur seal), 1435 nucleotides long. It is a transcript of the gene PLPP6, whose product is annotated as phospholipid phosphatase 6. NCBI's taxonomy places the organism in Eukaryota, Metazoa, Chordata, Mammalia, Carnivora, Otariidae. Gene Ontology annotation, molecular function: sphingosine-1-phosphate phosphatase activity. The record is from RefSeq and is a predicted model, not a curated record.
CCUCCGCCAGGUGUCACACUCGUCCUCUCGCCGGCUCCUCUCCCCGCCCCUCCGGGAGGCCAGUGCGGAAGCGGAAGAGGCUGCAGGGCCGGGAGCCUCUCGCUAGGCCGGUCGGCUCCUGGGGUCCGUGCCCCCCGCCGCGAUGCCGAGCCCCCGGAGGAACGCGGACGGACGCCCGCUGGCCGCCUCCGCCUCGAGCACCAGCAGCCCCGGCAGCCCGGCCCACGGCGGCGGCGGCGGCGGCGGCGGCCGGUUCGAGUUCCAGUCCCUGCUCGGCAGCCGCGCGCCCGGCGCGGACCCCACCUGCGCCCGGCUGCGCGCGUCCGAGAGCCCGGUGCACCGCCGCGGCUCCUUCCCUCUGGCCGGGGCCGGCCCCCCGCAGGCAGCCCCCGCCCCGCUGCCGGAGGAAGACCGCAUGGACCUGAACCCGUCCUUCCUGGGCAUCGCCCUGCGCUCCCUGCUGGCCAUCGACCUGUGGCUGUCCAAGAAGCUGGGGGUGUGCGCCGUUGAGAGCUCGUCCUGGGGUAGCAUGCGGCCUCUUAUGAAGCUGCUGGAGAUCUCGGGACACGGCAUCCCCUGGCUCCUGGGGACCCUCUAUUGCCUGUCCAGGAGCGACAGCUGGGCCGGGCGCGAGGUGCUCAUGAACCUGCUCUUCGCCCUGCUCUUGGACCUGCUGCUGGUGGCCCUGAUCAAGGGGCUGGUGCGCAGGCGCCGCCCGGCUCACAACCAGAUGGACAUGUUUGUCACCCUCUCAGUGGACAAGUACUCCUUCCCCUCGGGCCACGCCACCAGGGCCGCCCUGGUGUCGCGGUUCAUCCUGAACCACUUGGUGCUGGCCAUUCCGCUGAGGGUGCUUGUGGUCCUAUGGGCCUUCAUCGUGGGCUUCUCCAGGGUCAUGCUGGGGCGGCACAAUGUCACUGACGUGGCUUUUGGCUUUUUUCUGGGCUACACGCAGUACAGCAUCGUGGACUAUUUCUGGCUUUCGCCGCACAAUGCCCCGGUCCUCUUCGUACUGUGGAACCAACAAUGACACCAUCUCAUUCAUUUAUGGCACCGGGAGAUCUGAAGGUUUCCACAUGCGAUGAAGCCGGCGUAAACCAGCGGCAAUUCUGCUUCUCCCUCUAAGGACAUUUCAGGCUUCGUUUGGGAUUUCAGGUGUCAUUCCGUCUUGAUGGGUUGCUACGCUGGAGAACAUGCUGGCCAUUAUGACCACAGCCAUGUUACAGAAAGCAAAAAAAAAAAAAAAAAAGCCCUCUAUUAUAUAUUUAUUCAACAACUAUUUCUAUCUCCAGGACAACUGCAAAGAAAACAAGCUGGGGUGAUUAUAAUCCUGCUGUUUUUUAAAAGUUGACAAAAGUAAAUUUUGGGUUUUGUAGUCAUCCUGUAAGUCAACAUACCAUUUGUAAAGUGAACUUUGGAAAAAAAAAAAAAAAAA